Gymnogyps californianus (California condor) is the source of this 1029-nucleotide messenger RNA. RefSeq names its product heparin binding EGF like growth factor (gene HBEGF). NCBI's taxonomy places the organism in Eukaryota, Metazoa, Chordata, Aves, Accipitriformes, Cathartidae. Gene Ontology annotation, molecular function: heparin binding. The coding region runs from base 30 to 662 and encodes 210 amino acids. The transcript has 6 exons. The record is from RefSeq and is a predicted model, not a curated record. Gene Ontology annotation, biological process: positive regulation of mitotic nuclear division; epidermal growth factor receptor signaling pathway; positive regulation of cell population proliferation.
GGCAGCUGGGACGCGAGUGCCCGUGGGUCAUGGACGGGCGGGUGGUGCUGAUCCACGCGCUGCUGGCGGCAGUGUGCUCGGCGGCGGCGGGCGGGCUGGGCCGGGACGAGCUGCACAACGAGGUGCUGCACAAGGGCGGCGGCGGCGGCGGCGGCGGGGCGCCGGUCCCGGCCACGGCCCCGCUGCUCGGCGGCAGCCCGGAGAAGGAGGGCGGCGGAGCGGCCUCGGGGGACGACCUCAGCGAGCUGCCGAGAGUUGCUUUCCUGUCAAAGCCUCAAGGCCUGGUUACUCCCAAGAAAAAAGGGAACGGGAAUAAAAGAAGAAAAGGCAAAGGCCUGGGGAAGAAGAGAGACCCGUGCCUGCGGAAGUACAAGGAUUUCUGUAUUCACGGCGAAUGCAAAUACAUCCGAGAGCUGGGAGCUCCCUCCUGCAUAUGCCAGCCAGGGUAUCAUGGAGAGAGAUGCCACGGCCUCUCGCUGCCUGUGGAGCACCCCCCCAGCGCAUACGACCACACCACGGCACUGGCCGUUGUUGCUGUCGUCCUGUCCUCCCUGUGUCUCGUCAUCAUUGCAGCCCUGCUGAUGCUCAGGUGUCACAAGAGGGGUGUCUACGAUGUAGAAAACGAAGAGAAAAUCAAGCUGGGCAUCACUGUGAAUCACUGAGGAUGCCGGGUGCUGGCGAGGGGUCGGCACUAACGCACUUCUACCUCCUGGAAGAGGCGAGAGCCGCAGACCCAACGCCGUCCCUGGGAGCCCGCAGCGCGGCGGGCGCUCGCUGGAGCAGCAGGACAGCACCCGCUUCGGGGCUGGCCGGGCAGCGGCCUCACUGCAGGGAGCUUCGUGGCCGUCUCCGGGACGGAGGGGGUUUGAGAGCGGUGCUCGCCGGCCGGGCGGCUGCGCGGAGGCAGGAGGGACUGGCCAGCCGGUGGCAGAGGGGCUCUCCAGCAGCUCUCCGUCCACUGCGGUGCAUGCUGAGGAACAAACUGUGAAAGGCGAGAAGACCAGGCUCGGGGCUUUCUUAGGCGCAGGA